Messenger RNA from Parasteatoda tepidariorum (common house spider), 2343 nucleotides. RefSeq lists its product as uncharacterized. The record is from RefSeq and is a predicted model, not a curated record. Gene Ontology annotation, cellular component: nucleus. Gene Ontology annotation, biological process: regulation of transcription by RNA polymerase II. Gene Ontology annotation, molecular function: DNA-binding transcription factor activity, RNA polymerase II-specific; RNA polymerase II cis-regulatory region sequence-specific DNA binding. NCBI's taxonomy places the organism in Eukaryota, Metazoa, Arthropoda, Arachnida, Araneae, Theridiidae.
GUGAGGACCCAAAAUUUUGUAGGGGCUGAACUAAACCCUUGUUGGGUCUAAGGGGUUGGUGGGAGGAACUUCAGUACGUAAGUAAAGUGAGUUAAAUGAUAAGGCUUGCGUAUUUUGUUUGCGAAGUUGGUUUUUAAAAGGAUAGUGCGUGAUAACUGCUCAAAGCAUUAAACAAAAGAGCACCCAAGCAAUGCAAUAAUUGCUUCGGAUUUGAUCGUUUUCCAGAUACUAUCAUCUUUCUAUUGCCUGAUUGUCUAGCAACUUCAACAAAUAAUCUUAAGAGUAUCUCAAUAUUUGUUAAGGAUGGAUGGCAACAGCUUUUACAACGGAUAUCGAGCUCAGCCUCCUAAAAAAAGAAAAAGCGGUGCUGAUUAUGAAGAAAGAGAGAUGAAGCCCGACCUGGGCAAUCUAAACGUCUCAACUCCUCCAAAGAGUAACAGUUCACAAUCCCAAGAUUCCCCUUUGGAUUUUUCAGUCAAAAAUGGAAACGACUCAUUCACUCCUCCUUCAGUCAUUUCUCCUCCUUCAACCAUAUCUCCACCUUCAGCCAGAUCUGCCUCAUCGUCACCUUCAGCCACAUCUUCUCCUAUAUCUCCUCCCACAAAUAGUUUUCCCAAUUCUGAUUUCGAAAUGAGAGGAAAGAAUACAGCAGUGAGAAUGUCACAUAAUACUAGAGAUCACGUGGUCGAUUGUUCCGAAUCAGGACCAAGACUAAGUCCUGAAACUUUUAACCCAUGUCGGCCUAAAGUCUCAGUUGUAAAUCCCACAGUGCAUAUGCACAAUGAUGAAACCACAAAUGGACAUAAAGAAACACCCGUACCCAACUUACCUUUGCCAAGUUUUGGAAAAUUCGUACAAAGCCCACGGAAUUCAUACGAUGUUCCUAUAAAUGCAGGAAACUCUGAAAUUGGUUUUGGAAAUAUCGGAAGUGUUCCUAAAGAAUAUAGAUCUCACUCAAAAAAAUACGAAAGUGUGGUAAAUGGUUUUGGCCAGUCAAUUCCAAACGAAGGCUUGUGUUCAGCAAACAUUUCAAGCUACAAUCCAUAUUUAGGCAUGCUUCCUGGAUCUUUCGGAGCUGGACUUAUCAAUGGACAAGGAGGAAUUCUAACACCUCAAGGAGGACUCUUAGGUGGUCAAAGUGGACUUUUAAGCAGUCAAGUAGGACUUUUGAAUGGUCAGGGUGGACUACUAGGUGGUCAAGGAGGACUUCUCAAUGGUCAUGCAUAUAAAUAUGGCUCUACUGAAACAAAUGGUGAUAGAAAGGUAUCAAAAGCUGCUCGGCCUUUCAAAAUAUAUGAACAAGAAAUUCUAAAUUAUCCGUUUCAGAAUUGCCCAACAAUGAUUCCUCCUAGAUUCCAGGAGGUACCUCAGCAGCCUACUACCACAUAUAAUCCUACUGAAAGCUCUAGAAAUGAAUCACCCACACACCAGCAAUCUAAUUCCAGUUCUAGGCUAUCUAAUGCAUCCAUCGAGGUCCAACGCGAUGCUUCAGACUGCUUUUCUGACGAAUCACAGCAUUCCAACAAUCCUCAGCAGGGCUCUGAAGGCAACAGUGCACGCCGGAAAGGGCAGAAGUAUCCCGACGAAAAGAAGGACGCUGCCUAUUUCGAGAAGCGACGGAAAAACAACUUAGCCGCAAAGCGUUCCAGAGACGCUCGACGUCUAAAAGAAGACGCCAUCGCCACGAGGGCGAGGAACCUCGUACAGGAGAACACGCUUCUCAGGAUGAAGUUGGCUGAAUUUCAGACCAUUAAUUUGAGGUUGGAAGCUGAAUUGAGUGGAUUUAAAAGGGCAGCUUAUGACCAGAGAAGCGAAAUUGACAAACUUAAGGACGAGGUUGAGAGGUUGAGCAGAGGAUUCGCAUUUAAUAAUGGAUCUAGGACUUGUGAUAGAUCAGAGAGCCCUAGUCUUUAAGUUUCAUCUAAAAGAAAAAACUGGUGCUCAACUUUUUAGGACAAUAACCUUUUUUAUAUUUUUUUUUCCUGCUUGAAGUUGAAAGCAGUGUUCAAUGAUUUUAAAGGGACAAUUUAAAAAUUUUAAAAACUUUGACAAAUUUUAAAAUAUAGUUUAAAUGCUAAAUUUAAUUUUAGGCCAUAAUGGUUAUGGCAUUUAACAUUAUAGAGAAAAGUACAAAUAGAAAAAGUCCUAAUGAGCCCUAGUUCUUUUAAUCUGUUCAGGACCGUGAUCACACGGACGUCAUCACGUGAUUUUCCAGUCACGGUCGAUGGAAUCAUAUAAGAAACGAGUCUUUCUGAUCACUAGGACAUGAUCUCUAUUCAAUAUUCCACGUAUUGCAUCUCAUUUUAUUACAUAGUAUAUACGCGCUUUACUCUUUAGUAUAUA